CGUGACCGAAACUUAAUUCAGGCUCAUUCGAUCAUUGCAUCCAAUAACCGAGAAAAGAUCGAGUGCUUCUCCACCCGUCUUCUGUUGCCGUAUCAAAAUUUUGCCGUCCGUUUGUUUCCAGAAGCUGUCUCCGUUCAUCACUGCUGCUGACUCGCUGGAAGGUCAUCAUUAACUGACGUCAGAAAAACCUCCUAUCAUAUUUCCGGCACCGCCGAGGUAACGGAUUGUGGAAUUUUCCUAUCGAGCUGCCAUCACCGCAGGGUCCGUGUCCACUAGAACUAAGAGAAGCAUCCCCUGGAGCCGACCAGAAAGUCACACAGUAGACUUGGGAUAGCUUUUCACCUGCAAAAGUAGAAAUAAAUGUCUUCCCAAAACAAGGGAUUUUGGAUGGUAAUGGGUGACAAAAAGGCAGCAUUUGGUCAUCCUUCCAAAAUUGAACCAAAGCGGUCUCGUCACUGUUUUGUUGAUUCUGCUGAAAUAGAUUCUUUAGCAAACAAGAAGCAAGCUACGGAAGAUGCUAAUGGAAAAUCAAGUUCAGGAUUGUCAAAUGCGUUUACAUCUUGGCAGAGCAAUUCUUCUUUUCAUUCUGUUCCAAUCCAGUUUCUUGGCGGAUCUUUUAGAUCCGAAACUAGGCCUGUCAAUUUCGGUGAAGAGAAAACUUUUUUUAUGACUGAUGAUUUCAAUGCACGAACAAAAAUGUCAUAUGGGGAAGAUGCCUCUUUUGACCUGUCUAUAUCUCAUUCUGUUGAAGAUUCUGAUACAUGUCUAGGUUUCGGUGGAAUUAAAAAAGUGAAAGUCAAUGGUGUUAAAGAUUGCGACAAUGCACAGCCUUCAGGGAGUCGUAAUCUUGACAUACAGAAUGUUGGCAAUCUACAUCAGGCUUGUAACAGAGAACCUGAGUCAAAAUCUAUAUCAACGGGGCAAGCCUUUGAUACGGAGGGUGGUGUCACAUUAAUGGGACUUACAUGCGAUAGAGCGGAAGCACAUAUUAGAUCACUAGAUGGCCCUUCUUGCAGAGUAGCAGUGAAUGCCACAUCUAUUAGUGAUUCCUGUAAUAAAGAUGACACGAAUGUAAUUUCUUUUGGUGGCUUCCUAGAUGAACAGGAUGCCAUCCCUGCGAAUAGGCCAGCGAGAGAAUAUGGUCCGUUGUACGAUCAAUCUUCAGUUGAGGUGUCAGUGGCAGCUGACAAAACAGAGAUGGAUGUUUCAAAUUCAAAUGCGAUUGUAAAUUCUCCUCUGGUGGCUAAACUUAAACCCGAGUCUCUGUCCAAAAAGAUACCAGAGUGUAGAAUAACAAGGAAAGAAACUCCAAAUAGUUUCCCUUCUAACGUCAGAAACUUGAUUUCUACUGGUAUGCUAGAUGGAGUUCCUGUAAAGUACACCUCAGUGGCACGGGAGGAACUCCGUGGAGUUAUUAAAGGUUUUGGCUAUCUGUGUGGUUGUCAAUCAUGCGAUUAUACCAAGGUUUUAAAUGCUCAUGAGUUUGAGACACAUGCUGGUUGCAAAACAAAACACCCUAACAAGCACAUUUACUUUGAGAACGGGAAGACCAUAUAUCAAAUAGUUCAGGAACUGAAGAAUACCCCUGAAAGUUUGUUGGUUGAUACAAUUCAAACGGUUUUUGGUUCAAAAAUUAAUCAGAAAGCAUUUCACAGUUGGAAAGAAUCAUUUCAAGCAGCAACUCGUGAGCUUCAGCGCAUUUACGGAAAGGAAGUACUAAUAAGUCCCUAGCCUGUGUCAAUGUUAUGGAGGCUAGAAAUUCUAUUUAUGCAUAGUAAGACAUAUGAAUCUAACAUGAUCUUAUUUCUGGCCUCGCAAUUUGCCUGGAAUUCUGGAGUUUUUAUGGCAAUGGAUGCCUGUUGCUAGAUUUUGUACAAAUCAAUGAGAUUAGGUGCCAUGACAGAGGACAGCUUAUCAGGGACAUUGUGUGGAAAGUUAGUAAAUAGAACGGAAUUAAGGAACAAUUCUUGUUUGUUUAGUAUGUUUAGAGUGCGAAACUUGAGGAUCGGAGAAGGGUCAUGUAAAAAUUAUGCUUCUUUGGAGGCAUAUCUGUAAAUGGAAGGUAAAAUUCACCCAA
Neltuma alba is the source of this 2077-nucleotide messenger RNA. RefSeq lists its product as uncharacterized. The transcript is spliced from 6 exons. Gene Ontology annotation, biological process: positive regulation of transcription by RNA polymerase II. Gene Ontology annotation, cellular component: nucleus. NCBI's taxonomy places the organism in Eukaryota, Viridiplantae, Streptophyta, Magnoliopsida, Fabales, Fabaceae. The coding region runs from base 361 to 1731 and encodes 456 amino acids. Gene Ontology annotation, molecular function: histone binding; RNA polymerase II transcription regulatory region sequence-specific DNA binding; chromatin binding. The record is from RefSeq and is a predicted model, not a curated record.